This is a messenger RNA of Cryptosporidium ubiquitum, 447 nucleotides long. RefSeq lists its product as uncharacterized. The coding region runs from base 1 to 447 and encodes 148 amino acids. NCBI's taxonomy places the organism in Eukaryota, Apicomplexa, Conoidasida, Eucoccidiorida, Cryptosporidiidae. Gene Ontology annotation, molecular function: calcium ion binding. The record is from RefSeq and is a predicted model, not a curated record. The transcript is spliced from 4 exons.
AUGCCAGUUGCUGAUAUUGAAAAUUGUGCAAAAAUUUUUGAUUGUGAAAAAAAAAACCAAUUCGAUGCAAAACUGUCACAUAGAAUUCUUAUUCUGGCGGGCUUCUUCGUUAAUGAGAACACAGUACAGGAAUAUAUGGAGACCAACUCCAAAAAAUCUCUAACCAUUGAGGAUUUAAAAUCAUUUGCAGGAAAACCCAAAUUUGGUAUUCCCCCUACUAAAGAAAGCAUUAAGAAUAUGUUUGAUCUAUUAGAUGUUGGAAAGUCCGGCAAAGUCGACCUUGAUUUACUUAAGUAUGGAUUAACAUCCAUUGGAACUGACACAUUCAGUAGCUCAGAAACUGAGGAGUUCUACAAAUCUCUGGAUAUUAAUUUAUCUGAAACUAAAGCAAUUUCAAUUGAUCAAAUGAUUGAAAAUUUAAUGAAAAUGCUCUCAGAAUUUGAAUAA